UCAGGACGGUCCCACCCAGGCGGCGGCGGCGGCGACUCGCCCUCUUUUUACGCAACUCGCGCCGGAGGAGCGCGCACCGGCCUGGUACCCCGCAGUCUGCGCGCCUCGGGAUGCGCAAGUCACGCCCUGGGAUUCACGUGUCGCCGCUCCGCGACCUUCGCCCGAAAGAGGCGGUGCUGCUCUUUUAAGGCUGUAGGAGACGACGGGCCGGGAAGCCUUUCCCUCUAAUCCGGAAGCUGGCCCUAUUUAAAGGGAGCGGGCGCUGCAGAAGCGACCGAAGUGGGAGGCUGUGCUGGAGGCUUGAUUUUAAAAAGGACAUAAACUUAAAACGCUUAUGAAGGCAGCCAACCCUUGAAAGGAGGAGCCGCUAAGGAAAAGGCUGCAGAAUGGAGAGAGAAUUUGCGUAUGAAUUCAACGCUGGGAACCAGCAUUUUGUACUUACCGUGCCCCUGAAAUUCCCAGUCCAAGAAAACGUUAGUCACUUGCCUCGGCGCCUAAUGCUUCUUCAUAAUCUGCCGUGCUUCGUGGAAAAUGGCUUAAAAGAAGCUCUGACUAGAUUCAUAGAGGAGCGGUCUGUACAAGAUUUUGAUAGAGAAGCAGAAGCGGCCCUGGAAGCUGUAAAAUCUGGUAAAGUGGAUUUACACCAGCUGGCGAGUGCUUGGGCCCAAGCAUACGCUGAGGCAACUUCAGAACAUGCCAGACCAGAAGACCCCAGCUGGGAUGAAGAUUUUGCAGAUGUUUAUCAUGAUCUCAUCCAUUCUCCUGCCUCUGAAACUCUGCUAAACCUGGAGCAUAACUAUUUUGUUAGCAUCUCCGAAUUAAUAAGCGAGAGGGACGUGGAGCUGAAAAAACUGCGAGAAAGGCAAAGGGCGGAAAUGGAUAAGGUGAUGCAAGAACUGGGGAAAUCAUUAACGGAUCGAGACGUAAACAUGUUGGCAGCUCAGCACUUUGAAUCCCAGCAGCUACUGGAGAACAAGUGGAACAAUGAAUUGAAACAAACCACAGCGAUCCAAAAACAGGAGUACCAGGAAUGGGUGGUGAAACUUCACCAGGACCUGAGAAAUCCCAACAGCACUAUUGGGGAUGAGAUCAAAGUUACUCCCAAUCAGUGGAGAGAAUCUGAAGAAGGAACCGGAAGACUCUUUGAGGACCAGAGGCAAUUGGAAGAAAGUUUCACUAUCCAUUUGGGAGCACAGCUGAAAACGAUGCAUAAUCUGCGACUGCUGAGGGCAGAUAUGCUAGAUUUCUGCAGGCAUAAGCGCAGUCACCGCAGCGGAGUCAAACUCCAUCGGCUUCAAACUGCACUGUCGCUUUAUUCAACGUCGCUUUGUGGUCUAGUCUUGCUUGUGGAUAAUCGCAUCAGUUCAUACAGUGGGAUCAAAAGAGAUUUUGCAACUGUUUGUCAGGAGUGCACAGAUUUCCAUUUUCCUGGAGUUCAGGAGCAGCUUGAAGUUGUUCAGCAAGUUGUACUUUAUGCUCGAGCACAGCGAAGUAGCAAGUCCAAAAGACUAAACGAAGCAGGAAACAGAAACAGCGGCAAUGAAGAUAAAUCUAAGAAUGGUGAGCAGAAUCAAUCAAAUAUUUUUCCAGGGGAGUUUUACAUCACCCGACAUUCAAAUCUCUCUGAAAUUCAUGUGACUUUUCAUCUGUGUGUGGACGACAAUGUGAGGUCAGGUAAUAUUACAGCCCGGGAUCCUGCAAUCAUGGGCCUCCGAAAUAUCCUUAAAGUGUGUUGCACCCAUGACAUCACUACAGUUAGCAUUCCUCUUCUGCUGAUACAUGAUAUGUCUGAAGAAAUGACAAUAUCUUGGUGUCUGAAAAGAGCAGAGCUUGUAUUUAAGUGUGUCAAAGGGUUUAUGAUGGAAAUGGCUUCCUGGGAUGGUGGGAUUUCUCGAACUGUUCAAUUCUUGGUACCACAGAGUAUUUCUGAAGAAAUGUUUUACCAACUGAGUAACAUGUUGCCACAGAUUUUCCGUGUGUCAUCUACACUCACUCUGACGUCCAAACACUGAACUCCCUCCAAUGCUCUACAAAGGAUUAAUAAGAUGAUGACACUGGAUUCAUUUUAAUACCUGAAACACUUCAAUAUCUUGAACAUGAUUGUGGAAAUUCCUAACAGAAGCACCUGCAGUAUUAAAACAAAAAACAAAAAACUGUACUUCCAUGCCUUCACAAAGGAAAAUGGGUAAUGGGUUAUUUUUCUUUUUUUGCCAGUUUGGCUUCAAGCCCUCCCACUGUAUUUAAUGCUGUUCUUAGGUUCUUCCAACCCUUAGAUAACAAGAACUGUAGUGGUAAAGUGGGAAGCUAAAAUAUCUGUGAAGCACUGGAUAUUAGCCAAGUUGUAAUUUGGAAAUAUAAUUGUCAAAGGAAAAAGCUCUUGCUUUUUUUUUUUUCUCCCUAGAUAUGGAUGUAUCAACAUAGACGUUUCCUUACACAUUUUGUUUUGAGUGUGACACUGUUAUAUAUUUUAUUCUUCAGGACUCUAACUCCUGCUACCAUCAAAUACUUGGCUGGAUUUUUGCAGCCCAGAUAUAGUAGUUCUAUUUUAGAUGACAUUCUGUUUUGGUUUUGAGCUCAUAAAAGAGAUAAACAUGGAGAAUUCAUGUCCAUUGCAGUAAAUUAAGAACUUCAACUUUUUAAACAAAUAAGAGCAGGAGAGCAAUUCAGGUCCUUCCAACUUCAUUGUGGGAUUCAUGCAUUGUACCUAGCCAUGUAGCAGUUUGGUUUUGGCUUAAUGUGUUGUGUGAUCCCAGACAUUAUAGUUUGUAAAUCAUGGCUUAUGAUUUAGAAUGUGUAGAAAAAUAGGAUUUGCGCUGCAAAUACACAGGGUAUUGUUUCUAUAUUGUAGAUAGUGGAGAUAAUAUCAGAACAACGCCAUCUUACUUAUCUUUCUACCAAUAAGCAAGAACAUUUUCCUUUAAGUAGGAUAGGCUUCUGCUGCUGAUUUGGUAGAACAAGGUGCUAUUUGGUAAUGGUACUUUUGGAGAAAGAUGGGAUGGAAGCUGAAGAAAUAAAUACAUUACUAAAAGAAGUGUAACCAUAAUUUGAUCUCAAAUUAAUGAAAUUGACCAGGCGUGCCUCUGUUUCAUCUAGAUUAAGAAAUGAGUUUGUAACCCACAAUUAAUACUAAUUUCAAUUUGGUUUUAGGUUGGUAUUUUUUUUAAAAAAAUCAUUAAUUAAAAAUAUAGUGGAGUAUAUACAAAAGCAAAAUACAUAUAACCUUAUUUAAUUAGAUUAUCUAGGAACAUGGAUUGGAUAAUAGACAAUUAUUAUGACUUUGUUGUGCAUAAUUAAUAAGUAUAAACUAAGUGAAAUAAAAUCAUACAGCCAUUUUUGGUGGUCAGUUUUCCAUUAUGGAAAUUUUCUAGCAUAUUUGUCACCAUAUGAAAAUAUUCCAAUUCUUUCCUAUUUUCCAGGGUUUUGCUACUACUUGUGUUUUAAAGUAUUGCUUGGAUUAUCAAAACAAACAAAAACAAAACCUUAAUGAGGCCAACUUAGGACCUAAUGUGAUGGCCAGAAUUGUGGCUUGUCUAUUUGUCAGCCUUACCAGGUAGACCAGACAGGAAGCACAACCAGACAAACUAAUUACUUUAUUGUAAAGCUACAUUAACAGAAUCUUGCAAAUCUGAAUGUACAGUUCUCCUGACUUCACCGUUACAGCCUGAGAAUUUAGGGAGGGUCCCUUCUGAGCCUCUUGCUCUACCACUAUGCAGCUGUGGGCUAUGCUGCCUCUUAUCUGACUGUUCCCUAGACAGCAUCUCUUCCCCCCCAUCUCCCAAGGUUUUUCCACACUAUUUUUACACUAUUCAAUAAAACUGAAAUCCAAAAAGACUUUAUCGAACCAGCACAUGUGAUAAAAUGAACCCAUUUCUUUAUAUUUCCUCCAAUAACUGUGGCUUAUAUUAGAAUUCAUCAUGUUGAGUUUCUUUAGUUUUAAAUAUCUAUAAAUUGCUUUUGUUGAGUGUUCCCUAAUUUUGACCAAAAUGGAUUUUAAUGGUUUUCUCUAUCAGAAGAUAACCAUGAAGUCAAGGUAAAGGGUUUUUAAAUAUCUGAUUCUAAUAUCGCCUUUAACCAAUUCAAAAAGUUUAUCUUCUAACAGAAUGUUGUAAAUUUUUGAAAUCCUUCCUUUCUCCCUAUUGGGUGAUGAAUUUAACUUAAUUUUAAAUUUAGUCAUGGCUGUGGCUGUAUAGGUUCUAAUUGCUAGAACUGCAGUGAAAUGCAGCAUAUGUAUUUGAAAACCAUGAAUGAGCUAAAAUUCUUAACAUUAUUUGCAAUUGUUUGCCCAUUUUAAAAAUGUUCCUAUCAUUUCAAAACUUCCUGUCAAAAUUCUUUUAAAUAAUAAAGUCCCUUAAUUUCCCAAACCUGAUACUGUUCAAUUUUAUUUUCAUCAUAAAAGUUUUAUAAAAUAUAAAAGUAUAAAGGGGUGAUGGAUGUGGAGUUAAAUUAGGGACCCAUAUUUUCCAGCUUUUUGAACCUAUUCAGAAGAAAUGGAUUUUGAAUGUUUCAGUUUUUUAUGCAUAACUUUGGCAAGAGGAAGUGCCCUAAUUUUUGCUAGUGUUACUUAUACGUUCCAUCUUUAAUUAAAGUACCAGUUCUUCUGACUUUAUCAAGCUAAAAAUAUUAGCAAUAUGAUUAGUAUCAUAGGAUAUAAUAUUUGGAAUUCCAAGGCCGCCUUCAUUGAUGUUUUUAUAAAGAAUUUUUAAAAAAUUAUUCUUGCUUUUUUGCUACUAUGUUUAGUUUACUAAUCACUUUUUACCAUUUGUAGAGAUUUUUUUCAGAAAUAUAUGUAGGAAUUAUUUGAAAGAGGAUAAGAAGUAAGGAAAUAGCGACAUUGUUACUGCUGCUUUGUGUGUGCGCUUUUGAAUCAGUCUUGACUCCUGGCAUCAAGUUCCUGCAGGUAUCUUGGCAAGAUUUUCAGAAGUGGGUUGCCCUU
Messenger RNA from Python bivittatus (Burmese python), 4933 nucleotides. RefSeq names its product FERRY endosomal RAB5 effector complex subunit 3 (gene FERRY3). NCBI's taxonomy places the organism in Eukaryota, Metazoa, Chordata, Lepidosauria, Squamata, Pythonidae. Gene Ontology annotation, biological process: regulation of mast cell degranulation. The record is from RefSeq and is a predicted model, not a curated record. Gene Ontology annotation, cellular component: cytoplasm.